This is a messenger RNA of Aspergillus japonicus CBS 114.51, 23319 nucleotides long. Its product is annotated as putative nonribosomal peptide synthase. Gene Ontology annotation, cellular component: cytoplasm. The record is from RefSeq and is a predicted model, not a curated record. Gene Ontology annotation, molecular function: phosphopantetheine binding; catalytic activity. Bases 1 to 23316 code for a protein of 7771 amino acids. The transcript has 2 exons. Gene Ontology annotation, biological process: secondary metabolite biosynthetic process; amino acid activation for nonribosomal peptide biosynthetic process. Lineage: Eukaryota; Fungi; Ascomycota; Eurotiomycetes; Eurotiales; Aspergillaceae.
AUGGGUUCAAUCGGAGAUUUGCAAUGUCCAUUACCAGAAGGCGUGCAAUCAGUGCACGCGCCGUCGGUGAUGCAGGAGGAGAUGAUACUAUCUACAGUCGCUGAUCCCGCCCACGAAUCCUAUUUUGAGACCUACCACUUCAGCGCCCCGGGAAUUGUGAGCCCAGACCAACUCAAUGUCGCCAUACACGCAGUAGCAGGAAAACAUGCGGUACUGCGAUCGAUCUUCAUCCAUCAACACCAAUCAAGUAUGGCAAAUUUGCGAAUUGCGGUGCUGGACCCGGCGUACGUUCUCCAACGAGCAAAGCUCCUAAGCCUGCAGCCGAUAGUCGAUGAAGCACUCUUUGGCAUCCUCCAGCUGGAAGCCAUCGAGACAGAUGAGUGGGAUGGAACUAUGCCGUGGAAGUUCUCUUUGACUGUCAGUCCGCAGCAACAAAAGUCUUCUAUCACCCUCAGAUAUCACCAUGCACUGCUUGAUGGUUGGUCUGCAAGGGCUCUUCUGGAACUGGUUCAACAGCAGAUGCACCUCCCGGAAAAGGUGUUGCAAGAGUCGGAUUUCUUUUCUCUAGUGCGCCCGCCGCUCAAACAUGAUUGGAAGCAGGAUGAGACAUUGCUCCGCGAACGACUGGGGGAAAUUGAGACAUCGCCCGUACUCAGCCCGGGGAGAGUGUCAAAUGGUGGCCUUGGCGUCGGGGAGGUGAUCCGUGAGGUUUCUCUGAGGCUUAAUGUCAGUUCACCGGAUCGACCAGCUGUUCCCGCACGACUUCUUCGUCUCGCUCUGGCCAUGAGUGUGUGUGUUUUUAGCAACAGUGAGGACUCCUUGUUCCUGGAAAUUACUUCCGCGCGAAACACGCUCCUCCCUUCGGACCAACACGUAUUGGGGCCGGUAUUGAGACCCCAAGUGCGGAAUAUUCGCCUGCAGGAACAAACGAAGCUCGGGGAAUGUGCGCAGCUCUUGCGCUCCUCCCACGACCCCCCGCAUAGUCUGAGUGUUGGCCAGCUGAAGUCCUUUUUGCCCGAGAGUAGCACAGAGCUGGACGUAUGUCUAGUCUGUCAAACCAAUCAGUCGUACCCUUCGAACGAUGUCGGUGACUGGGGGUGGACCAGCGGGGAAGCACGGAACGACCUCCCAUUUAUCGUGGAGACUUUACCUCCAAAAGAAGGAGCAUUCUUCGUCAAGAUCCGAUACCACCAGGACCGGUUUCGGGAGGAAUUUGCAUCUUCUUUUCUUGAUUUCUUUUGCCAAACCUUGAUGUGGAUGCAAGCCACUGGUGAUAGCAUUGAGUACCGGACAUUUGCAUCCGCUGUAUCGGAAAUAUGUCACCAGGGGGGUUACAGACAGCGCUAUCUAGAGUUGAACCCUAAGGAAGCCCUCCUGGAUGACCCUGCAUGUGCACACGACCUAAUUGAACAAGCCGCUGGCAAGUGGCCCAGCAAGAUCGCCUUGGAAACGGAGCAUAAUCGUUUUAUGACAUACGCUGAGCUUUCAAGCGCGAGCAGUAGGGUAGCCCAAGGCCUGAGACACCACUUUCCCCAUGACCGGAAGGACCAGGCGCUUGUCCCCAUUUGCUUUGACAAAGGUGUUGACAUGGUCGUUGCCAUUUUGGGAGUGCUCAAAGCCGGCGGUGCGUACGUGCCAUUAGAUCCUUCUCUGCCCAAGGAGCGCCUCGUGAGUAUCCUAAGCGUCUGUCAUCCAGCUGUGGUCGUCGCUGGCCAGACGGAACUCCAAGAAACUCUGUAUUCGACAUGCGCUGAGCUAGGUGUCCUGGUGACGUCUAUUGACGGCCUUUCCGCGCAUGAUGCAUCUCAUAAUCAAUUAGGUUGGCCGGAUCAUUCAAGCUCGUCAUCCCUGGCAUAUAUCCUGUUCACAUCCGGGUCGACAGGGACCCCGAAAGGAGUCAUGGUGGAGCACAGGAAUCUGGUUUCCUUCAUGAAAGCAGGGGAGGGCAAUGCAGAUGGUACAUGGAAAUCUACGCGGCUGCAGCUGGCUGCGUACAGUUUUGACGCAUCCAUCGGAGAUAUCUUCGCCAAUCUAUACCGCGGUGGCCGUCUCGUAUUGGUACCGCGCAACAAAAUGCUUUCGAAUGUGAACCACUGGCUGGAGGAGAGGUUAAUUACUCAUCUCGCAUUGACUCCAACGAUUGGUAAUCUUAUCAUUUCGCAUCUGCCUGCCCGGUUGCGGACGCUUAUGUUCGGUGGUGAGCCUUUCCACCAGAGUUUUCUGGCGCAAGCCCCAGCCGAAACGCGAAUUUGGAAUACCUGUGGUCCUACGGAAACUGUGGUGGAUGUUGCCUGCUGCAUACUCGACAAGACCAAGGCUGAUGAGGUCCCCAUCGGUCGACCCUUCGGCCAGUGCCAGGUCUAUAUCCUACGGCGUGGGACAAGCAGCGAUACAGCGGUUCCUCCGAACGCGGUUGGAGAGAUAUGUGUCGCUGGUCCUCAGGUUUCACGCGGCUAUCUGGGGCGACCGGAUCUGACCAGCCUUGGGUUUGUCACGGACCCAUUUUGUCCAUCGCAAAGGAUGUAUCGCACUGGGGAUUUGGGUCGUUUGAAUCACAACGGUAUGCUAGAACAUCUCGGCCGAGCCGAUGGCCAGAUCAAGCUGCGAGGACUGCGAGUGGAAACAGGCGAAGUGGAGGUGACAAUCAAGCAGUCCUCCAUCAUUUCACAGGUAUCUGUCAGUGUCGACCACCUCGGAAGCCAUGAUCGCGAAGCUCUAGUUGCUUGGAUAGUUCCAGGAGCCGGUCAAAGUACGCAAGGCAUUGAAGUUGCGUGGAAGGAAGAAAUACUGCCCUGUUGCCAGCGGCGGUUGACACCGUACAUGAUCCCGGAAGUGUGGAUCAUGGCCUCACAUCUUCCCCUUACAGUCAGCGGCAAGCUGAACCGGGGUACUCUAUCCUCGUGGGUGAAAAGUGUGGCAAGGGGCGGAACCCACGAAGGUCUACAUGUGAUAGCUGCACCAUGGAAACCACAAGAAACCACAAGGAGACUGCCAACAAGCCCGGCGGAAAAGCUCAUCGUAGCCACCUGCGCGGACGUGCUGGGUGCAGCCUUCCAUGGCAUAUCUGUGGACGCAACAUUCAUAUCCCUUGGCGGUAAUUCUCUCCUGGCCAUGCGUCUCUUGGCCGCACUUCGACAAAAAGGGGUACAUUGCUCCUUACGAGACUUGCUGGGCCCCAUGACGCUCGCUGAUGUAGCAAAAGCCAUGUAUCCGUCUAGCAGCCCUCAAAAGCAGGCCACCAAGGCAUUUUACCGUGAGGACAGUUGGAAACAGAUUGUUGCUAAUACCAGUAUCGCUGUUGACACGAUUGAGGCAAUUUAUCCAUGCACUGCACAGCAAGAGGGCCUCAUCCAGAGCAGCCUUCAAGGAGGAAAGUCCACGUACUUCGCAGCGAUAAUCAUACGUUUAGGUAGUACCAUCAACCUGGACACGUUCCGGAAAGCCUGGAAACGAUUGGUACUUGGGUGUGACAUCUUGAGAACCGCGUUUGUAUCAUCCUCGCAAGUAGAACAUCCGCCGUCCAGGGAGUCCAACAUCCUUCAGGUCGUUUUGAACGAAUCCGCCGCGGACGUGAGACGGGUGGCCAGCCUGAACAACGGAGAUGUUGCGUUCGAAUUCGGAGUCGUCCCUCUCUCGGCAGGAAUCACCCAAGAGUCUGUUGAUGAGCCGUGGAUGUUACACCUCCGAAUCCACCAUGCUUUAUAUGAUGAAGCAUUACUAUCCAGAAUCACCGCCGAGCUUUCCGUCCUGUACGAAACACAGGAAGUAGGAAGUCCAGUCACUGCUUUACCCCCAAGCCGGCCGUUCUCCGCUUUUGUGGAGUCCCUCUGCACCGAUGACCCAGCGCUCUCGAAGGGAUUCUGGAAGGACUACCUGCACGAAGCGGUUCCCGCAACUUGGCCCCUGACAAGUGGGAUUCGCAGAACGCGAGAGGAAAGAGACCAAGAUACAGAAACAUGUCUCUCCAAAAAAUGGGCCGGAAAUGCUGUUGCUUUGGGCCGGAUGUUCCAAGCAACACCUGCGUCAAUUGUACGAGCUGCAUUAACUCUGGUACUGGCACAGUACUCUCAGACGGAUGACGUGGUGUUCGGUGAAGUUUCCAGUGGCCGAUCGGAUCAUGAUUGCUUUACCUUAGGUCCUUGCCUCGCCACGCACCCUGUCCGCAUCCAGAUUGAUCGCAAAUCGCCAUCGUUGAUGCACAAGCUUGUGGCCGACGCAUUGAAAUCAUAUCUAACCACAAUACCGCAUCAGCAUUUGGGGCUAGCUAAUAUUCACCGACAGAUGUCUGAUGCUGGAUUGAUGGCCUUCCAGGUUCUCUUUGCCCACCAGGAGACAUUUGCAAAGUAUAGUGCUGCUGCUGGUCGUUUCCACGUGGAGUCGGCGAGGUUGCAAAACCUUGGGUUUCCCCUCAUACUGGAAUCGAGAUGCGAUAAAGACACUGGUGAACUUGCGCUGGAAUGCACCAUUGACCGGCAAUACUUGGGAGAGCAGGAUGCUAAGUGGUUUCUACGAUCUAUAUGCCGUACGCUCGACAUACUCUCAGCCGUUGCUGAGGGGAAGGUCUCUGAGCCAGAACUCAUGACGGCCGUUGUGGAUGAGGAGAUGAGGCAGACUCUCGAGAACUGGUCGACAAAACGCACCCCGUUUCGUUCAACACCUGCAAUGAAUCCGGAAAUGUGUGUCCAUGAGCUUUUCGAGAUGCAGGCCAAUCUGACGCCACAGAAGAUCGCCCUUCAAGUGAAUCAAUCCCGUUUCAUCACAUACAAUGAGCUGAACAGACGAUGCAGCGAACUGUCCAACGCGUUGCUGAGCUGGCUCGACAGCUCGGGGUUUGAACUCUCACGAGAUCAACAGAUCAUCCCGCUUUGCUUCAACGAUGCCGUCGACAUGGUGAUUGCUAUGAUUGCUGUGUUGAAGGCAGGUGCAGCAUAUCUACCAAUAGACCAUCAUCAUCCACAGGACCGAAUCCACCAACUACUCUCCUUAUCAGGUGCCCGAGUGAUGGUGGGCGAUCGCUCGGUGGAAACAAUGGAAAAGCUGCAGGCUGCGAGCAAGCAGGCACAAUGUGGCAUCGUUAGCAUUGAAAGGCUGCUGAGUCUGCAUGGGCGGCAGACAGUGCGAAUUCCCUGGCUUAAGCCCACCCCGCAAUCUCUGGCGCAUGUGAUUUUCACAUCGGGGUCGACUGGAAGGCCCAAAGGGGUGAUGGUCGAGCAUCGGAAUCUAACAGCUUUCAUGCAAGCGAAUGAACCGGAGGCGAUAGGAACCUGGACUUCAGCACGGCUGCAAUUGGCCACUGCCACCUUUGAUGCAGCAACAGGGGAAAUCUUCGGCACGCUGGGAUCGGGUGGGCGACUGAUCCUAGGGCAGUCGACCCAUGAACUCUUGGCCACUUUGCCGGACUGGCUGGAUAGAACGGUGAUAACCCACCUCUUUGUCACACCUCGCGUCGCGGCCAACUUCUUGACCGAUAUUGACCCUCCGUACCUCCGUACCCUUCACGUUGGCGGGGAGGCCUUUGACCCCAGCAUCCUACCACGCCUGCCCGCUGGGUGUGACGUGUAUAACGUGUUUGGUCCAACCGAGACCACAAUAUACGCAACACAGUACAAAACUCGGAAGGACGACGCAUAUCGCCGCAACAUUCCAAUUGGGUAUCCCUUCGGGGGCUGUCGGCUAUACGUUCUCAAUCCGGAGACCUUAGAACAGGUUCCCGUGGGCGUGACAGGCGAGAUUUGUAUCGGAGGUCCACAAGUCACUCGAGGCUACCAAGGCCGGCCGGAUCUGACAUCUCGGUCUUUUCUGAGUGAUCCUCGCGUUGCCGGCCAACGCUUGUACCGGAGUGGGGAUCUUGGGCGGCUCUGUGGCGAUGGAUCCAUCGAGCAUCAUGGGCGAAUUGAUAGUCAGAUCAAAUUGCGUGGUCUACGAAUUGAGGUAUCGGAGAUCGAGUCGGUGUGUCUAGAACAUGCGAUAGCCACCGCAUGUGCAGUAACUGUGCUUGAUCGAGACGAGGGUCAGGUUCUCCUCGCCUUUGUCCAAACCGAGAAGGACCACCAAACAAGCCCUGGUUCGGAAGCGUGGAGUCAAGCGGAGGGGAUGAUACAUCGCCAUCUGGAGAGCCGUCUGCCUAGCUAUAUGGUCCCCGCUCGUUUGCUUCCUAUCGAAGACAUGCCUUUGACCACCAGCGGGAAGGUCGAUCGACGCGAACUUGGUGCUCGAGCCGAGCGGAUGGACCAGGAAGGAAAACUAUUCACCCCACAGCAUACCAAUCAUCGCGAAGGCUGGGUUCCAGGUACGACUGAAGAUAAAAUCGCUGACGCAUGGGCGCAGGUUCUUGGGGUCGACAAGGCAAACAUCACCCAAAAUAUUGCAUUUUCUCGUCUUGGGGGUGACUCGAUUCGUGCCAUUCGUCUGCUAUCGCUGCUCCGGAAAGCCGGAUUGAAGCUCAAUAUGACCGAUGUGAGCAACGCGUCUACGAUCCGGUCACUGGCACAAUGCGCAGCCGCCCAUGUCAAUGUGCCCGCAAGGAGUACGGCAGAAGCAACCGACAUCGAUGCGCAUAGUGGUCCAGUGGCGCUGGGUCCAAUUGCUGGCAGAUAUGCUAGCAUCCAGUUGAAGCAUGCUUCCCAACGUGGUGAGCAGGUGAUAAAUCAUUUCAAUCAGUCGGUGCUGCUGGACGUGACUGGAAUCUCCAUAGUACGGCUGCAGCUCGCCUUACAACGUCUUCGCAGUCACCACGAUACUUUACGCGCGAUAGUCCACUGGAGCUUCGAUCUCCCAAUGGAGGAGUGGACCGUCAGGGCUCUUCCUCAUUCAGACAUGGAACCACUAAGCCUUGAUACCCCGCGGAUGACCCUCACGCUCGAAGCCCUAGGUGCGGAGAUCCAGCAUCGACUAAGUGGAUUAGACAUCCGGCGUGGGAAGGUCAUGGAUGCCGCUCUCUAUUGCAUCGACGGAGAUGCCCGUGUCUUCCUAUUCUGGACCAUCCAUCAUUUCGUGGUUGACAUUGUGUCCUGGCACAUUCUUCUUGAGGACUUAAACGCCUUGGUGCAGGCAAAGGAGGAACCGGAAUCGGUUGUUCUGCAGCCGGCAACUAUGGGCUUUUUCACAUGGACGCGUCAGGGCCAGAUUAAGCAUGAAGCUGGGUCACUGGCCACAGGCAGUACACUAGAUGCACCACCAGAAAGCCCAGUAUCUUCAUUUGCCUCCGAUCAACUGCCCUUGUGGGUUCGCAAGCCGGGGCUGGUUCCAAUUCACCCGAUCAAUCGCACCACAACGGUAGCCAGACUGAACUCAAGCAUCACAGAACUACUUCUUGGUCGCUCAAACAGCGUGCUUUCGACGGAACCUCUGGAUCUACUACUAGCAGGGCUGGCCAUGACAAUUUCCAAGCACUUCGCAGGCGCCGUUCGCCGUCUUGUAAUCGGCUUGGAAACCCAUGGUCGACACACUGGAACCAACAACGCCGAUCUCUCGCGAUCAGUAGGUUGGUUUACCGCGAUUAUGCCCAUGCUUCUUGACUGCGGAGAGGAAUCAUCGUCUAUCGAGUCAAUAGUACGUCGAGCUAAAGACCAGCGCCAACUUCUGAUGAAAGACGACCGAGGAUUUCACCAUUUCCUGGGCUCCCGCUGGGGUACCGCCAAGGUCCCCAAUAGCGAGAUGAUGGGUCUGGUUUUCAACUACCAGGGGGUCCGGCAGCAGGCUCGGGGCCAGGAUGAAAUGGUUCUGCAUCCGGUUCAACUUCCAGGGUUAGGCUGGAAGGAUACUUGUCCAGAUGCCGUGCCGCUGUCGCAUGCCGCACUUGAGCUCUAUGUGUAUGACAAGCAGACUUAUAUCGAGGCUACAUGGCCGUCAGAAGGUGCGAUGGACGGCGGUAAUGUCGCCGAACUCUUAGGUCAACAGAUUACAAGUAUCUGCCAGUAUCUCGACGAAAAGGAUCGUCUGGGGCAGACGUCAAUCAGUGCGUCGUCGACGUCCGCGUUCGGGGUGCUGCCUGGAGACUGCUUUGAUCGUGUGUUUCGCCUGUACGCCGAAGACACACUGGAGGAUAUCAUCCCUUGUACCCCGAUGCAACGGGCCCUACUUUACGAAGGAAUCGCCGAUCAUGAAUCGCCUCGGUAUGUGACUAGCCGCGUCUGGCGCAUCCCCACAGAUAGGUCAAUGUGUUCGCAGAUCGAGGAGGCCAUUCGCAGCCUGGUCCAGCGACAUGAGGUGCUGCGGACGGUUUUACACAUCGAUCCCGAAGUCGGGCCUUUGGCCCUGGUUUUACGUGAUACUCAAACUCUCGCUACAAGCGCGGUUGGGCAAAUAGAGGUUAGAAAUCAUACCGAGCUGGAGGAGAUGGUGGCGAGCUUGUUGCGCAACUCUGAGUAUGGAAAUCCAUUGAAGCAACCGUUCUGCACUCGAGUCGUGCGCGCCACGGAUGGGUCGGCGGCGCAAUUGAUCUGGCUACUGCACCACAGUUUGAUCGAUGCCUGGAGCCAGGAUAUGCUGUUUGGCGAGUUGACCCAGAUCCUUGUGGAUGGCUGCCCGACCGAAUCCCUGACGCCGCGACCUUCUUUUGGCUCCUUUGCUCGCUAUGUGGCUUUGGACAGCCGCUCAGACCAGACCCACGGGGGGUUCUGGUCGAAGACCUUGUAUGGAGUACAACCUACCACAUUCCCUUUCUCCUUGAUGUCUUCACGGCCGAUGGAUGCCGAUGCAGUUGUCGUGGAACAGACCUGUAAUCUCGCCACGCUAUCCGAAAAUUGCAUAUCGCCUGCGGCACUGGUGUCACUGGCGUGGAGUUUGGUCCUCUCCGAAAUCCUCGAUACCAGUGAUGUCACUCACGGAAUGCUAUUCUCAGGGCGACAGGUUCCACUGGAUGGUGUAGCUGAUAUUAUCGGCCCCUGUAUCAGCACGGUCCCGAUCCGUACCCAAUUGAACCGGCACGGCAGGGUCCUGGAUCUUCUACAAUCAACAGAGACUGCGAUUUCCUUGGCGGGCGCCCACAGUAUUAUUGGGAUCGAUGGCGUGGCUCGGGCAGCUGGGGUGGAGGCGCCGGCCUUGGUGAAUACGCUGCUUAAUUUCUUUGGCGUUCGGACGGACGUGCUCGAGGAUGAUAGCAUGAAUACCAUGCUGGAACUGGACAGCGUUGACGAUGGACUACCCCCCUCAAUUACGCUGUCGUGCUGGCAGCGGCAGACCGAGGCCAACACUAUCGUCAUGCGCCUCGAGCGUCGACAUCCUCUGCAGGCGGGCAUUGCACAGUGCCUGAUGGAGCGCAUGGCCUGGUAUUGCCAUUCGCUGUCCUACCAGACGCAUCGAACACUCGACAGUGUUUUAUCGAUCACUCCCGAUGAAGACCAACUGCUGACUGAAUGGAGCAAGUCCGUCGACGCGCCGCUAUCUGACGCGUAUCCUUGCAUCCACGAUCUCAUUGCGAGAUGGGCAGCGGAGGUCCCAGAAAAGGUGGCGAUUCAGGUUGCAGAAUCCCAGUUUGUGACGUACCGGGAGAUAGAUCAGAUGUCCACGGCCGUCGCCAGAGUGAUCCAACAACUAGUUAUUGAUCAAUGGUCUGGACCUACUCCGCCGCUCAUCCCCAUCUGCUGCGACCGGGGUGUUGACAUGGUGAUCGCGAUUCUUGCCGUACUGAAGGCUGGAGCAGCGUAUGUACCGCUGAAUAUCUCCGAUCCAGAGGGACGGCUAGAGACUAUCUUGCGUCAAACCCAGUCUAGGAUCCUCAUCGACGGCUUACUUGGCGAGGAUAGCCGUCGCAAAUUGUAUGCAGUUGGUGAUCGCACGUCGACCUCGGUGUACACUAUCAACGAUCUCUAUGCAAUGCCUUCCUCGAAGGCCCUCCUGCCCCAAGUUCGCUCGGGGUCGCUUGCGUAUGUUCUUUUCACCUCCGGAUCCACGGGGGAGCCUAAAGGCGUGAUGAUCGAGCACCGCAAUCUUACCUCAUUCAUCGCCACGCAGCACGAUGAGCUGAUCGGCCGGUGGACGAGUUGCCGUAUGCCCGUGGCAGCAUAUACAUUUGACGUUUCCAUGGCUGACCUAUUGACCGGUCUGGCGAUCGGUGCCCGCGUGGCAUUGGUGGACAGUAAGAGAAUGUUGGCCUCCCUGCCAGACUGGACCGAGCGAAUGCUAGCCACGACUCUCUCCAUGACCCCGACCCUGGCCUCUCUUCUCGCCAGACAGCUUCCGCCGCUGGUAGCCUUCCUGCUGCUCGCAGGCGAGGUUUUUGACCCCACCAUCAUGAAGGCGCUUCCCCGUGAAUGUCGUGUGUGGAAUGGAUAUGGCCCGACAGAAACUUUCUAUGCAUCUUUCCACUUUGUGGACGCACAGACAACGUACGCCCAGGGACAGGUCCCCAUCGGACGGCCGUUUGGUGGUAACCAAAUAUAUAUUCUUCGCCCAGGCAGUGACGACCGUCGGCCCAUUGGCGCAAUCGGCGAGAUCUGCAUUGGCGGGACCCAGGUUGCCCGCGGAUACCUUGGCCGAGAGGAUUUGAGCAAUCGAUCUUUCACCAGAAGCGCAUGCAAUGACCAGACGGUGCUGUACAGGACGGGCGACCUCGGGCGGUUCAUUGAUCGUGGUGUGAUCGAAUACCUGGGCCGCAUGGACGACCAAGUCAAAAUCCGGGGCCAGCGAACCGAGCCCGCGGAGAUCGAGUCAGUUCUUCACAGCGCCUCGCCUCACGUAGCCCAUGCGAUUGUGGAUGUCCAUCCUCCCAAGCAAGGGGCCGGGCCAGUGCGCGUGAUUGCGUUCAUCGCAAUAAGAGAUGCCGUGUCUCCCAGCGGGUGCGAAACGCUCAUCCAAGCGGAGGUAGAGUCCGCUUGUCGAAAUCAUCUUCCAGCGCAUAUGAUCCCAUCCACGUGGGUCCAUGUGCGCACAGUGCCCCUUACAGCCAGUGGUAAAGCAGACAAGAAGAAGCUACGUUCCUGGUUGUUGGCGUUGGAGGACAGGGAAACAGUGCCCGAGAUAUCAAUCAUUGAAUCAUUUCCGUCGGAGCAAGUGCACGAUAUGGAUGGUUCGCAAGGCCCGGACAGUCCUCGUGAGGCGAUCCUGAGACAGUCAUGUGCCCAGCUAUUCAAAGUGGAUGAGGAUAAGAUAUCAUUGGGAUUGUCUUUCAUAUCAUCCGGGGGUGAUUCUCUGUUGGCAUUGCAGUUGAAUGCUCGGCUAAGAGAGAAGGGAUUCAAAUGUACCCCUCGCGACAUUGUGGGGGCUCAGAGCCUGGCUGAACUAGCAAGCAACCUGGAAUCCUCGAAUGAGAAUGUGCCCCCGGCACCCAUUGUCGACUGGACACUAGAUCUGGACGAGAUGGCACGUCUCCCAGCCAACGGUAUCGCGGACUGGGAGACGAUAGUGCAACAUGCUGGGAUUGAUCCCAACCAGGUCCAAUGCGUCAUGCCGUGUACACCCUUUCAAGAAGGCAUGCUCUCGAGCAGCGACGCGAAUGGAAGCUCGGUUGGAUACUUGGCGCACAUGAACAUCGGCCUGGGCAAGCAGAUUGAUAUUGACGCCCUCAAGUAUGCUUGGCAGGAAACCGUUGACCAGGAGGAUAUGCUGCGGACCACGUUUAUACUCACCCCUACGACCGAUGCAGAUACAUCAGGACCUGAGCAGGACGGCGCACUCCUCCAAGUGGUUUUAUCUCCUCAAUCGUCGCAAGUAGGUCGGGUUAAGUCAUUGCAGGUGUUUAGUCACGCUCCGCUUCCUUAUCUGCAGGGGGAAACUGAGCAGGGCUACCAUAUCCCUAUCGCUGUCGCUGUUGCGAUCGAGAACCAGGACGACGAGGGACAAAAAUGCACACUUCACAUCACAAUGCAUCAUGCGCUGUAUGACGAGGCGUAUCUAUCCUUGUUACUGAAGGAUUUGUCCGCUAGAUACCGGUCGAUCGUAUGCAACCAGGGCGUCGAUGAAGUGUUUCCACGAGACCAACGAAUCCCAUUCGCCACCUAUGUGCGCUUCGUGCAUUCGAAGCUAGGUCAAACACCGUCCGCAUCUCCUGCUGGCGAAUUCUGGAAACGCUAUCUGGCGGAUGCGGUUCCCAGUACAUGGCCACUUUCGCACGGGAUGCAAAGCUCCAUCACUUCAGCGAUGAGUCCAGAGACGUCGGCGAUGGAAUGGACCGGCAACCUUCGAGCCGCGGCUUCUAGCCUCCAAGUGACUGUUGCGGCGAUGGUUCGUGCAGCAUUAGCUCUGACGGUGGCCGAACACGCCAAUGUUACUGACGUGGUCGUCGGGGAGGUUUCCAAGGGCAGACCCGAUAUUCGCCGCCACGGCGAUUCAACAUCGAGGUUCAUUGCAGGGCCAUGUGCCACUACUCAUCCAGUGCGGAUCCGAUUAGCUGGCGAAGAUGGAAGCAAAAGACAUACAAUGCUACAGCUCUUGCGCGAGUCUUUCACCUCCUACAUGGAAACCCUCCCCCACCAAUUUUACGGCCUUUCACGCAUCCGAGAGCAAUCCAGCCGCGUAGACCUCCUGCCGUUCCAAGUUCUCUUUGUCUAUCAGGACGCGUUUCGCAGUGAAGAAGGACUCGCGGGAGACGGCGCCUUCCAGAUCCAGGCGGGUCACUUAGGGCAAAUGGGGUUCCCUAUGGUUGUUGAAUGCGCCUGUCUCCCUGGGGAUUCCGGGGUGCUGCUUCACUGCACCUAUGCACCAGAUGUGAUUGACAAGCAGGGCAUUGAAUGGUUCCUACACCAUCUCGCGCAGUCGCUUAAUGCUCUCGUGCAAGUGGACGCGACCGGAAGUGGCAGUAUGAGGUUGGCACGAGUCCCUCUCAGCUCGCGGGAGGCUCGUCAACUUGAGCUAUGGAGCCGCAGUCAUCGAGCAAAUGAGGAUAACAAAGUCAAAGAUACUCGACCCACGUCUCUAACGCACGCUUUUGAGGAUGUUGCGAGAAGGAUGCCUGAGAAGCGAAGCACGGACAUGUCCCUGGCGCUACAAAGAUAUAUAGCCUCAUUGGACGGCAUCAGCUCUGAACAUCUUGUUAUUCCAAUCUGCUUCGAGCGCACUACGGACAUGGUCGUCGCGAUCCUGGCGGUCCUGAAGGCAGGCGCAGCAUUUGUACCGCUCGAGCCGGGCUACCCAGUAGAGAGGCUUAUCAGUAUCGUGAGGACGACCGGUGCUCCGCUCAUUGUCUGUGGAGUGACGGAAAAAGACAAUGAAACCCUGGUCGCGGUGUCCAAUGCAACCAACAAAAGCCUUGUUACCCUUGAUGAUCUGAAAUCCACCCCUACCUCGGGCCACACUGUACUCGCACAACAGUGCAGGGACGAAUCUCGCCUUGCUUAUGUGUUGUUUACGUCGGGCUCGACAGGGAACCCGAAAGGCGUGAUGAUAACGCACGGCAAUUUACUCGCCUUCAUGCAACAUAAUGACCCGGAUGUGCAUGGAAGGUGGUAUAACUCUCGGAUGCCGGUGGCCUCGUAUACGUUCGAUGUUUCUAUGGCAGACAUCCUCACAACCCUUUGCUCCGGUGGCAGGGUAGUGCUCGUUCCAGUACAGAAGCUAUUCUCUUCCCUGGGCGCCUGGGUUGAUGAUUCAAUGACGUCUCACAUCUCUCUCACUCCGACAAUCGCCAACAUUCUCUGGGAGCCUGUCAAGAACGCUGGGGUAGUCUUUCCAUUCCUCAGCGUGUUGUUAUUGGCUGGCGAAGUAUUCGAUGUGCAGCUUCUGAACUAUCUCCCAGAAGAAUGCCGGGUCUGGAAUGGUUAUGGCCCGACUGAAACGUUCUACGUGACGUUCUAUCAUAUUCCCAAAGCACGUACCAAGGGACAAAGCUCAGUCUCAAUUGGAUACCCCUUCGGAGAGAAUGAAGUCCAUCUCUUGGGGGUUGAAUCUCAUGAUCGUGUACCAGUUGGAUGUAUUGGUGAGAUCUGCGUGACGGGCCCACAAGUCGCACGCGGAUACCUUGGCCAGCCAGAGCUUACAGAGCGACAUUUCCAGCGCCAUAUCCUAGACCAGCAGACAUCGGAAGGCCUCCUGUAUCGGACAGGUGAUAUGGGAAGGUUCCGUCCCGAUGGAAAACUAGAGUACCUAGGUCGACUCGAUCGCCAAGUCAAGAUCCGUGGUCAACGCGUGGAGCUCGCGGAGAUUGAGGCGGUGAUCUCACAGCAUGAUUUGUUGGACGGCUGUGCGGCCGUGGUGGUGAAUCGUCCCACUGGAGAUACCCUGUGUCUCUUCUGCGUGGCGGCGUCUGACCAAACCCCUAGCAAGGUGUGGGACGCCAAUGCUGCCGCUCAAAUCAAAGCGUGGGUUGCCACCAGACUUCCGGCACACAUGGUGCCCUCAUACCUCUUCCCAUUGGAAGGGGGGCUUCCUCGCGUUCCCAGUGGGAAGGUAGACCGCCGACUGCUAGCUCAUAGAGCCACAAGUCUGUUAGCAGACCCUGCGUUAUCCAAUCUGGAUCAGGACACGUAUAUUGGACCUACGACGGAGAGAGAGAAGGUAAUCUGCGACAUUUUCGAGGAAACCUUGGGCCGGCGGGUGAGUAUAUUGGACAAUUUCCUCCACCUUGGAGGACAUUCCAUACUCGCCAUUCGAGCAGUAUCCAAGAUCAAUAGUCGCCUCCACGUCCAUCUUUCCUUCAAAGAUGUGUUUGACUUUCCAACCGCUCAAACUUUGGCACGACGACUCGACUCCACAGCCAUGAGCCAACAACAACUGUAUACUUCAAUUCCCAGGCUUCCUCGGGAUAAGACGACAGUCAGGCAGUCAUUUGCUCAGGGCCGACUCUGGUUCUUAGACCAGUUGCAUCCGGGGUCAACUUGGUAUCUGAUGCCCUUUGGGCUUCGCAUCAGGGGAGAGCUGCAUCUCGAUGCGUUGGAGGCCGCUGUGUCCGCGAUUGAGGAGAGGCACGAGACACUUCGGACGACCUUUGAGCACCGCGACGGGCAAAAUAUCCAGGUCAUACGUCCAUUUGCACACCGUCCGCUCAGGGUGGUUCACGUGCCGUACACAGCGGGCGAAGAAGGCCUCCUUCGCGCCCUGAAGGAGGAACAGUCCACCCCAUUUGAUCUCCAAAAGCACCCAGGGUGGCGACCACUCGUCAUUCGCCAGAAUAACAGGUCUCAUAUUCUAUCGAUCGUGAUCCAUCAUAUUAUCUGCGAUGGUUGGUCUGUCGGAGUGCUGCUGAAGGAACUGAGUACGUUCUAUUCUGCUGCACUUCAUGGCAGUAGCCCCAUCCAUACUCAGCUGCCACCGCUACCCAUCCAAUACCGCGACUUCUCCGCGUGGGAGAACCAAGAAGGCCAAAAACUCGAGCAUGAUCGCCAGCUGAAGUAUUGGAUCGAAAGGCUCGCGGGCAGCAAGCCGGCCGAGUUCAUUGGUGAUAAGCGAAGGCCUCCAGCCCCGUCGAGGCAAGCAAUCUUCGAGGAGGUUCGCAUCCAUGGUGCGAUAUACGACCGCUUAUGCCAAUACUGUAAGCAGCAUCAGCUCACACCUUUUAUUGUUCUACUGGCCGUCUUCCGAGCCACCCAUUACCGCCUGACAAAGGAAGCCGAUGCGACCAUCGGUACACCGAUUGCCAACCGAGGGCGCGAAGAGCUGCACGACAUCAUUGGACUCUUUGUGAAUGUGCAGUGCAUCCGGCUCCAGGUCGAUGAUCAUGAUACCACGUUCGAGGACCUUGUCAGUCAGGCCAAGUCCGCCGCGACAGAUGCCUUUGCCCACCAGGAUAUCCCUUUCGAUCGGAUCGUGUCCGCCCUGCAGCCUGACCGAGAAACCACCCAGAAUCCCUUGGUACAGACGGUGUUUGCCGUCCAUCCGCAAACACAAGGGAAAGAGCAGCUGGAGGGGCUGGAGACCGAGCAGAUCCUUCUGUCACGUACCACUCGGUUUGAUCUCGAAUUCCACCUCUUCCAAGAAGAGGAUGGCUUAAGCGGUCAAGUCGUGUUUGCGCAAGAUAUCUUCUUCUCUGAAACCGUAAGAGCGAUGAUUUCGGUGUUCUACGCGGUGAUGGAGUGCGGGCUGAACCAGCCAAGCACAACCAUUGCCUCCAUGCCCUUGCUUAAUGACAGCUUGCUGCAUGACAUGGACGAUCUACUAGACAUCAAGCGGACAGAUUACCCGCGGAAUGCCACUGUAGUGGAUCUAUUCCGCCUGGAAGCACGAUCACAUCCCGACAGCGUUGCUAUAUUGCAUGAAGGAAAGGAGCACACGUAUGGGGAUCUCGACCGCCAGUCGGAUCGUAUCGAAAGGUGGCUCCGCAGUCAACACCUUGAUCCGGAGACCAUCGUCGGGGUGCUCGCAGCACGAUCCGCUGAAGCAAUCGCCAUUUUCCUCGGGAUUAUGAAAGCGGGCCUCGCGUACUUACCACUGGAUGCCAGUACUCCACACACUCGCAUUUGCAGCAUCCUGUCAUGUGUAGAUGGAAAAAUACUGGUGAUUGUGGUGGACGAAGCUCGGGUUGCUGUACCCGAUGUCGGAUUGGCUCACGUGGAGUUCAUUACCCUCUCUCGCAUCAUCAAAGAUGGCGAGCGACAGGAGAUAUCGGACGGUCAGGGGCUGGACGCUAAAUCUUCAACAGCAUCUGCGACCAGCCUAGCAUGCGUCCUGUUUACUUCAGGGUCGACAGGAACGCCCAAGGGAGUGUUGAUCGAACACCGUGCAAUUGUUCGAAUGGUCAAAGAACCUAACUUCACCCGAGCCGCAGGCAAGCCCCUCGCUCAUAUGGCGAAUCUUUCCUUUGAUGUAUCUGUCUGGGAAGUCUUUAUGCCUCUCCUUAGUGGUGGCAUGGUGGUAUGCAUUGAUGCGAUGACCGUGCUGGACUAUAAGCGCCUGAGCGAUGCAUAUGCUCGCCACAGCGUGCGAGCGGCCAUGUUCACCCCGGCCUUAUUCAAACAAUGCCUGCAUGAGACCCCUCUCAUUGUCAAGACCCUGGAUCUUUUGAUUCUCGGCGGAGAUCGUCUCGAUCCUGAGGAUGUCGCCAGGGCCAAGCAAUUCACCCAGGCUACCAUCUUAAACGGAUACGGGCCCACAGAGAACAUGGGGGCGAGUACUCUAUACCCGCUGCUCGACGACGAGGCAUAUGCAAAUGGUGUGCCGAUCGGGAAGCCAAUAAGUAACUCUGGGGCGUAUGUGACGGAUGAUUCGCUCAAGAUUGUCCCUCAAGGCGUGGUCGGGGAGCUGGUUGUCACGGGCGAUGGGCUAGCCAGGGGAUAUACCGAUCCGGACAAGAAUGAAGGUCGCUUUGUAGACAUGGUCAUCGGCAACGAGGUGGUCCGGGCAUAUCGGACGGGGGAUUAUGCGCGAUGGAGACCGGUUGAUGGGCAGCUGGAGUACUUUGGCCGUCGAGACGACCAGGUCAAAAUCCGCGGCAAUCGGGUGGAAAUGGGGGAGAUUGAAUACACCCUCCUCUCCCACGGCGCAGUCCGCAGCGCUGCCGCCGUGGUGAGCGGAACGGGGGCAGAUGUUGACCUUGCAGCCUUUGUGGUAUUGCAUCCGAUCCACGACGAGGUGGCGGAGACGGAGCGGGUGGAUGCAUGGAAGACUGUCUUCGAUACAGAGGCGUAUGACAGCUUCACCCUUCAGCCCGACAGACUGGGAAGAGACUUUGUCGGGUGGCUCUCGAUGUAUGAUGGAUGCAGUAUUGACCUUCUCGCGAUGGAAGAGUGGCUGGAUGACACCCUUCGGGCCUUGUUGAACGGACAAGACCCUGGAAAGGUCUUGGAAAUCGGCACGGGGUCUGGCAUGAUCCUCUUCAACAUUGUCCAAGGGCUGGACGAGUAUGUUGGGAUUGAACUGGUGCCGAAGCUCGCCCGGAUGGUCGAGCAAGUGGCCAACGCAGACGAACGACUGGCAGGGAAAGUAAAGGUCCACACAGGCGUGGCUGACCGUAUCGAGGAUUUCAUUUCUGGCUUCGUCCCCAAUCUGGUCAUCAUCAACUCCGUCGCGCAAUACUUUCCCAGUGCGGCCUAUCUCUUGGAGAUUAUCGAGAAACUGACGCGGCUGGAGGGUGUCCAGACAUUAUUCUUUGGCGACAUCCGGUCCUACCCUCUGUACGACGAGUUUCUGGUAUCGAAGGCGUUGCAUAAUGACGGCGCGAAGGCAACUCGAGAUCAGGUACGGAAGUGUAUGGAAGAAUGCAGAGCCGCCGAGACCGAGUUAUUGGUGGAUCCUGCGUUCUUCACCUCCUUGACUAGUCGAUUCCCAAAUCGGGUCGAGCACGUUGAGGUUCUCCCCAAGCUGAUGAGUGCCACGAACGAGCUCAGCUGCUACCGCUACUCGGCCGUGGUUCACAUGAAACAUGCUACAGCACCGCCGCGCACCAUUUACCAGAUUAACGAGAGCCAGCGGAUCGACUAUUCAUCGCGGUCCUUGAAUUCGCGGAGCUUGCUGGAGCACCUGCGACAAUCGCAUGAUGGCAGACCCAUCAUAGCCGUGGAAAACAUCCCAAAUCGCAGGAUAAUCCUUGAGAAAUACAUAGUGGAUGCCCUCGAAGAGGGAAGUCCUCCUCCCUCUCGCCCCAUGGACAAUCAGAGUCACUGGCAGGUCUAUCACCGUAACCGAGCAGCACAGACCUCAGCCUUGACACCGGGAGAUUUGGUCUCCAUAGCCAACCAGGCAGGAUUCCAGGUCAACAUUAGCUGGGCUCGACACCGGUCACAGCGUGGGGCAUUCGAUGCAAUUUUUCAUCGACUGAAGCCAGAUUGUCUACAACAGCGGGUAUUGUUCAACUUCCCAGCUGAUCAUCAGGGCCAGGACAUCGGCUCAUUCACCAACCAUCCCGUCCAGAGUCAACAAAAUCAACAGUGCAUAAGUGAGCUCAGGGAGUACUUGCACGCGCAGCUUCCAGCAUACAUGGUUCCACGCACCAUCACCGUCCUCGAUCAGCUACCCCUGACAGAUCGUGGCAAGGUCGACCGCCAGGCCCUUCGCCUGCGAAUCACACAGCAAGAACCAGCAACCACCAAAAUGCAGCCGAGUUCCGAUAGAGAAACAGUAGAUUUCGGCACUGGAACUGAGCGAGCCAUUUGCAAUGUAUUUGCGGAGGUAUUAGGACUGCAGGCUUCUGUUGACAGAGAAAGCAGUUUCUUUAGCCUGGGGGGUCAUUCUCUGCUGGCUCCCCGCCUGGCGGCUCAGCUAUCAAAAUGCCUGGAUUGCACGGCGACUGUCCGAGACGUCUUCGACUGCCCGACGCCUGCGAAAUUAGCGGAUCGUUUACAUUCAAAACAGUCAGAUAGUAAUAGGGACGCGAGCUCCACGAUUGACAGUCAAACGAAUACCUUUGCGCUGGACAAGGUCAAACACCAGAACGCCCUUCGCGACUGGGGAGUUGAAUCCGACGGAGUGAGUCACUUGAUGCCUUGCACUCCCUUUCAAGAAGGUGUUUUGUCGAACUUCCUAGCUGCACCAGAAGACUCCGGCUACUUGAGCGUGGUACGGCUAGGCCUGGAGUCACAACUUGAUGUGGAGGCGAUUCGGCUCGCAUGGCAAGCAGUGGUUCAUCGCGAAGAGACCCUCCGCACGGCUUUUAUUCCCGUUGCUGGGGAUGUGUCUGCAUCAUCCAUUACCUCCAGCACUUUUUGGCAAUGCGUCUUCGACAACAACUCCCCCGAGGUCCAACGGCUUUUGUCUAUCGACGAGCAAGAUAGGCAGCGGGACCGCCCUGCUUUGGGCUUUGGCCAUAUUCCAGUAUCGUUGGCUUUGGUGGACGGACCAACCUCGUGCAAGGCCGCCAGGGAUAGUUGCUCGCCCCAACUCGAACUCACCAUCCAUCACGCUCUAUAUGAUGAGGCGUAUCUCAGAUGGAUCAUUCAGGAAGUUUCCCACGAGUAUCAUAAAGCUCGACUAGAGGAAGAUCGUAUUCCCCAGCGGCCAACUGACAUUUCUGUGAACAUGAUUCCGUUCCGCACGUUUGUCUCUCAGCUGCAGGCGGUUCCAAAGGGAGGUGCAGCCUCAUUCUGGAAAGAAUAUCUAACUGGGGCCCCUGCCGCGUCCUGGCCGGUUGCGAGAGGACUGGAGCGUGGGAGAAUAACAGAAAUCGAUGAGUUCUCGACCCGGUCUCUGACAUGGAAGGGAAACAUGCAUGAUCUAGCUGGAGCUAGAGCAGUCACUCCUGCCGCGAUUUCACGAGCUGCAGUGGCGCUCGUCAUAGCCGAGCACAGUGGUGUGGAAGACAUCGUUAUUGGCGAGGUGUCUAGUGGAAGAUCCAUCUAUGAUGGCGCUCCUGGGUUCGUCGCCGGUCCUUGUAUCUCAACACACCCUGUGCGGAUACGCAUGCAACAGAGGCAGGGAUCGGGCAGCAGCAGUCAGCAGAGACUGUCCUUUGACCAGUUGGUCAAACAUUCGCUGGAUUCCUAUUUGGAGACCGUGCCCUACCACCAGCUCGGCUUGCCCAGUAUCCGACGGCAAUCCGAUGCCCCCGAUCUCCUGCCAUUUCAAGUGCUUUUUGUUUAUCAGCAGGCUUUCAAAUUUGAGACGCACGCUCCGGAAGAAGAAACAUUCCCCGACUUCAAGGUCCAAGGGGGUCACCUGGGUCGGUUUGAGUUUCCUGUCGUGCUGCAAGCAGCCUGCCAUCCAGUCACAGGUCACCUGAAUCUACAGUGCAUGUUUGAUCCCACGGUUCUCAUUCCAGAGGACAUCGAUUGGUUGCUCGAACACAUAUCUCAGGUUCUCAAUUUCAUCGCCGAGAGUCCCUCUCAGCCCAAUGCCAGGCUCACGGUUAGUGACGCGGAAGAGGCAGCGUUGGCAAAAUUCGCGGGCGAGACAGGGCAAACCCCAGAACCACUGUUGAAUACUGCUGACGAGUCGCUGUGCGCUCAUGAUAUGAUAUCGCAACGGGCCAUGGAGAACCCUGACAAGAUAGCUGUGCAGUAUGAACUCUCCCGGUUCAUGACAUACGGAGAGCUGGAGAGUCAGAGCACCAAGCUAUCAAUCAUGAUUCGCCGAUUUUUCGAUCACACUGGCAACUCGCAGUGUCAUCAGCAACCCUUGGUUCCAAUUUUCUUCGACAAGGGAGUGGACAUGGUAUUAGCAAUGCUGGCCGUUCUCAAAUCUGGGGCGGCUUAUAUUCCACUCGACGUUUCGCAUUCCGAGCAACGUUUGAGGGUGAUAUGUGAAUCCGCGCAGGCCAAGCUGAUCAUUUGGGAUGGGCACAAUGGCUGUGACAAGCUGCAUGCUAUUGGGCACUCUUUAGGCGCCACCGUCUUGACCCUGAGCGAACUUUCUGAUGCAGCGGACGGCUGGAGAAGCACUCAGCAGUCUGGGGGACAGCCUACACAGUCCUCCCUAGCCUAUAUUAUCUACACGUCUGGCUCCACGGGCGUACCGAAAGGUGUGAUGGUCAGUCAUACAAAUUUGGCAUCCUUCAUUAAAUCCGCAGCAAGGGACAUAUACAUGUCCUGGACCGUGAAUAGACUCCAGCUCGCUUCAUAUACAUUUGACAUGUCAGUCAGCGAUAUCUUCCCCGUACUUGCCACAGGGGGACGCGUCGUACUCGCCCAACAACAGUCCCUCUGGAGCGAUCUGGCUGGGUGGGUGGAUACUUUUGCAGUCAAUCAACUUAUGACAACCCCCACGGUGGCAGAUAUGAUGCUUUCUAGUGCAUCUUCCGACGGAUUCCGGUUAGCACAUUUGCGUGAUGUGAUAGUGGGAGGCGAGGCCGUCAAGGCAGAUAUCCUGGAUAAGGCACCGGCAGAGAUGGUAUUUCGGAUCCAAUACGGUCCAACUGAAACUACCGUUGUCGUGACUGGUUGUAUGCUUCGAGGACAUGCAUACCACCACCCUGUUCCGCAUUCGCAGAUUACCACAAUCGGAUUCCCGCUUCCUGGCUGUCGCGUCUACAUUCUCCAGCCAGGCACGUCCAACCGAGUACCUAUUGGAGUACCGGGUGAACUAUGCAUCAGUGGGCCACAGGUAACUGGGGGCUACCAAGGUAGUGGCGUGGAGAAUCCUUCCAAAAGCCCAUUUGUCCCCGAUCCCUUCUGGGCCGGGCAGACGAUGUACCGGUCUCGCGACAUUGCCAAAGUCCACGGAGAUGGAAUGAUUGAGUGGAUUGGGCGGAUGGAUUCCCAGAUCAAACUGCGGGGCCUGCGGAUUGACUUGGGCGAGAUCGAGUCCUCAGCGAGGCAGCUCAAUGGUGUCCAGUCGUGUGCUGUUGUCAAGGUGGAUCAGGGAGAGAAGGAGACCUUGCUUGCUUUCAUCGAGGUAGCAAGCUCCCACGAAAGACACAUUACCCCUUCCAUCAUCCAGCAACAUCUUGCACAUCAUCUCCCCGCCUACAUGGUCCCUGCCCACAUUCAGCUGCUCGGCAAACCACUUCCGCGCACUGCCUCUGAUAAGCUGGAUCGAAAGGGAAUCCAGGCCCUUGCGAAGAAGCUUGUGGAUGACGGAGAGUUACUGUCCUUCUGCGCCAGCGAAAUGCUAGCGGCUGAUCGCCCAUGUCCAGGGACUCUGGAGGCAACCCUCGCCUCGCAUUGGGCCACUAUACUAGGAGUCGACCAGGAGGUGAUUCGUUUGCAAACGCCGUUCUCUUCCUUAGGGGGAGAUUCCGUGCGGGCCAUCAGUCUACUCGCACUACUGCGGCGCAACAACUUCCAGCUCAAUUUGACCGAUUUGGAUUCAUUGUCGACCAUCCGGUCCCAAGCAUCCCGAAUCCUCGGUGACAAGCAACCACCGCAAAGGCUCCCUGCUUACAUGCAGUUGACCACCCGCAGCACCAGUCGGGCGACGAUGGUGCUGAUCCAUCCCUUCUUCGGUCAGUCGAGUGUGUUCGACCAUGUCGUGCCGGCUCUAAGCCACCAGUACGAUAUCGUGCAAGUCUCUGAUCCCUUCUUCGGAAAGCCGGAGGGCCCCGCAUCCCUGCGCGACUGGGCCGCACAUUACUUGGAAGCGCUGCAAGUCCAGCUGAAGCCAGGCCGGCCCGUCGUUCUGGUCGGGUACUCCUUCGGCGGCCUGCUGGCACUAGAAAUGGCACGAUUAUUGGAGGCAACCGGACAAGGAUCACCCUUGUCGACCGUCAUUGUUGACACCCGUUGCUAUGAUCCGCACCAGCCGUUCUUCGCCGAUGAGAAAGAGAGAAGCACCGCUGCGGACGAUGCCGUCCGCCUCUUUGGCCCUGGCCAAACCAGAAUGAUCGAGGAACACUUCGAUAAACAUGCCCGCAUCUGGGCAAAUUCCGCGUGCCCGGACACCUACCUCGGCCGGUCGCUCUACCUGGCCACUCCGGAUGCUGUCCAGUCCGGGGUUGUGGAUUGGUGGCGGUGUCAGUGCCCGCACAUUGAGGUACAGCAAGUGGAAUGCUCGCACGGGGAGAUUUUCGGUCCGGCGAUGACUGGACGCGUAAGUGGGGUGAUCAAUGCACAUUGCAACCUGGAUACACACGCACAAUGAGAC